Pollicipes pollicipes is the source of this 1220-nucleotide messenger RNA. Its product is annotated as transcription initiation factor IIB. Gene Ontology annotation, molecular function: RNA polymerase II general transcription initiation factor activity; TBP-class protein binding. The coding region runs from base 270 to 1220 and encodes 316 amino acids. Gene Ontology annotation, biological process: transcription initiation at RNA polymerase II promoter; transcription preinitiation complex assembly. Gene Ontology annotation, cellular component: nucleus; transcription preinitiation complex. Lineage: Eukaryota; Metazoa; Arthropoda; Thecostraca; Pollicipedomorpha; Pollicipedidae. The record is from RefSeq and is a predicted model, not a curated record. The transcript is spliced from 8 exons.
GCACACCAUGUUGCGUUAGGCAUUGCUUUGGACUGGGGCAUUGCGGGAGGGACGUAGUGGGUCAGCCUGGGACGGCUCUGUCCAUUUGAUUUCAAGUGGGGCUCAAAACGGCGAGAGGUUAAUUACUGUUGUGUUUCAUUGCACGCAGCGGAUGGAAGACUGUCUUUCAUCCCAUUAAAUCCAAAGGCAGGAGGUGUGUUGUGCCCCAGUUGCGAAAAGCGCCGUCCCAAGUCUUCUCAGAGGUACAAGAGCUUUUUCCUGAUUGUUAAAUGGCAUCUUCAAGUGGGCGGAAGGUGAAGCAGAUCGGGUGCCCGGCGCACCCGGAGGCCCAUCUGAUCGAGGACUACCGCGCUGGCGACCAGAUCUGCUCCGAGUGUGGCCUCGUCGUCGGCGACAGGGUCAUUGACGUGGGCUCAGAAUGGCGCACGUUCAGCAACGACAAGAACGCGGCCGACCCGUCGCGUGUGGGCGGCACCGAAAACAAGCUGCUGGGCAGCUCUGACCUCAGCACCGUGAUCGGAGACGCCCGCGGCGCCGCCUCCUUCACCGCCGACGGCCAGUCCAAGUACCAGAACCGGCGCCAGAUGAGCAGCUCGGACCGGGCGCUGACGAACGCCUUCCGCGAGAUCGCGCUGAUGGCCGAUCGGAUCAGCCUGCCGCGCACCAUCGUCGACCGCUCCAACAACCUGUUCAAGCAGGUGCACGACGGCCGUAACCUCAAGGGGCGCGCCAACGACGCCAUCGCCUCGGCCUGCCUCUACAUCUCGUGCCGGCAGGAGGGCGUGCCGCGCACGUUCAAGGAGAUCUGUGCUGUCAGCAAGAUUAGCAAGAAGGAGAUCGGCCGCUGUUUCAAGCUGAUCCUGAAGGCGCUCGACACGAACGUCGAGAUGAUCACCACCGGCGACUUCAUGUCUCGCUUCUGCGCCAACUUGCGCCUACCAAACUCGGUGCAGCGCGCGGCCACGUACAUCGCGCGGCGGGCGGCCAAGGAGCUCGACAUCGUGCCCGGACGGUCUCCCAUCUCGGUGGCUGCCGCUGCCAUCUACAUGGCCUCUCAGGCGUCAGAGGACAAGAAGACGCAGAAGGAGAUUGGCGACAUCGCCGGCGUGGCCGACGUCACCAUCCGCCAGUCGUACAAGCUGAUGCUGCCGCGCGCCGCCGAGCUCUUCCCGCCCGAUUUCAAGUUCCACACGCCGAUCGAGGAGCUGCCGCAGCUGUAG